Messenger RNA from Dermatophagoides pteronyssinus (European house dust mite), 2856 nucleotides. RefSeq lists its product as uncharacterized. The record is from RefSeq and is a predicted model, not a curated record. NCBI's taxonomy places the organism in Eukaryota, Metazoa, Arthropoda, Arachnida, Sarcoptiformes, Pyroglyphidae.
AUGAUUGUUAGUGAUGAAAUUCAAACUCAAAAAAAUGAAAAAUUAAUGAUACCAUAUAAACCAUUAUAUGGUUUACCAAGUAAAUGUAAAGGACAAUCGGAUUAUCAAACGAUUGCCGAAAAUUAUCAAACAUGUCAAAUGAAUGCUAUUAAUAAAUGGAAAAUAGAGAUACAACAUUAUUACACUGAAAGUUUAAAAUUUUGUUGUUUCGUAUAUGGUGUUUUGGAAUGUGAAACAAAAGUAUUGUCUGAAUGUGAUCAAGAUUAUUCUGAUCGUAAUGAUAAAGAAACAAGACGAUUGUUUGAUAAAUCAUGUCAACCAAUCAUAGCAAACAAUUCAUGUGGUUAUGAAGCUAAAAUCGAUAGUGAAAAUAAAGAUCUUACAUGGUUAUGGAUAGUAUUAGGAAUCGGAAGUUUAAUAUCAGCUAUAGCUGCAGGUGUAGGAUGUUAUUUUUAUAAUAAUAAUAAAAAGAAAAAUAAUUUAGCAAUUAUACCAAAAAAUGAAACAAAAAAAUUACAAAAAAUCCAUAGAAAAGAUUCGGUUUCGGAAAAAGGAUUGGAUAUUUUGGAUAAAAAAUCUACUACCGAUAGCGUAUCUACGAUUAGUAGUAAAAGUAGCGGAUCACGAUCAUCUGGUGUGAAAACAAAAAAGAAAAAUAUUUUUGGACAAAAAUUUGGAAAAAAUAAAGGUGAAAAAGAGAAAAAACUUGAUAGAAAAAAAACAAUUGCUCGUGGACAAUAUGAAAAUAUUCAAAACGAUGAAUUACAAUCAGAUCAAAUAUCAACAGUGCAAGGAAAGUAUAGAAAAUUAUCUGAAGAUGAUCAAAUUGUUGAUGGAUUGUUGUUGGACGAUGAAAAGAAUAAACAAACGAAAUUGUUACAAGAUAUAGUCGAAACAAAACCGAUAACAGAUACUACAACUAGUAUUGAUGAUCAAAAGAAUAGAAAACUUUCGACAAGAAAAUCGUUCAAAGAUAAAAAACCAGAAAAUUUAUUAAGCUUAGUAGAUGAUAAGAAAUCUGGAACGAAAACAGUAGAAGAUCGAAUGUCUGAAAUUUCAACAAAUGUUUCGAUCAAAGAUGAAAAGAUAGAAACACCUACAGCCAGCAACGUGGUUGAUGGCGAACAACAAUUUAUAUCGAAACCAGUUGAAGAUCAAACGACCACCGGAAUUUUGAAAAGAAUUUCAUCCGAUAAAAAAACGGAAAAAACAUCAGUUAAAGAUGGAAUGUCCGAAAUUCAAACAAAUGUUUCGAUCAAAGAUGAAAAGAUAGAAACACCACCAGCCAGCAACGUAGUAGGUGGCGAACAACAAUUUGAAUCGAAACCAGUAGAAGAUCAAACGACCACCGGAAUUUUGAAAAGAAUAUCAUCCGAUAAAAAAACGGAAAAAACAUCGGUAAAAGAUCAAAUUUCAGAAAUUCCAACAGAUGAUUCGGUUAGUAAAGAAAAGCCAUUAAAUCAAAUUGAAAUCAUCGAAGAUGAACAAAAAAUUGAAUUGAAACAAGAAAAGAAAACUGAUGGAAUUUUGAAAAAAAUUUCAUCCGAUGAUAAAAUACAGCAAACAACAACAACAACAACAACAACCAACAUUGAAGACAAACAACAUGUUGAAUCGAAACCACCACCAUCACCAGAAGAAGAAGAACAAGCAAUUUUAGCAAAACAAUUAAGAAGAGAAAAAAAAAGAAAAGAAAUCGAAGAAAUGUUUUUAAAACGAAAAGUCAAUAUAGAUGGUGGAGGAGUUGAAAAUGAAGGAUUUACACCAAUACAUUUAACCGAUUCAGAUAUGGAAACAUUACUUGAAUCGGAUUCAGAUGAUGAAAAAGUACCGGUUUUUAUUUCCGAUGAUGAUAAAGAUAAAAAACCAUUACAAAGUAUAUUGAAAAAUGCAAAAUCCGAACAACAACAAGAUCAAAUACAAACAGAAAGUUUACAAUCAAAAGCAACAAAACAAGUUACGUUUGAUCCAGAAUUGGAAGAAAAAGCACUUGAAGAUUUGAAAACAUAUAUUGAAGAAUUGAGUGAAUAUGUUCAUGAGAAAAAAUAUGAAAAUGCUAAAAAAGCAGUUGAAUUAAAAAAAAAAUAUAAUGAUAUAAAACGAAUUGAAAACGAAUUGGAUGUUAAUGAUUUGGAUGAUGAAACAAAAAAACAAAUAAAAAAUAUAAAAUUAGAAAUACAAGAACAAUUAGAUACAUUAGAAUAUCGUAAACAUGAAGUCAACAGAAUAGGUGAAUCAAUAAAAAGAAAAAAACAAUCAUUUAAACUAAUGGCAGAAGAAAAAGAAGAAUAUUUUUCAUCAUUGAAACAAAAUGAUGACCAAACAUCUCCGCCACCACCGAUUGUUGGUAUGAAUGUUCAACAUGAAAAGUCUAAUGAUCAAAUUAUGAUACCAUAUAAAUCAGUAUAUGGUGUACCAAAAAAGCCUGAAAUUUCAACUGAAGAUCAAGCCAGCAAACGUCAAGAGAAAAAAUCUGUAUCGAAGUCAUUAAAAGAUAGCUUGAUAGAAGAGCAAAAAACAACCGAAUUGGAACCGGAAAAACCAAAUUCAAAAAUUCAAAAAAAUUCGUUUGAAGAAGAUACGCCGCCAGUCAGCGUUGUGAACAUGAAACAGCAAUCGAACCAGCAAAAGACAGCAAGCGACAAUCUGAUAGACGAACAAAUUUCUCAAAAAGAUGAUGAUUUAGAAUUUGAAUUAGAAUGGAUAAAAUUUCAACCAGAAUUAAAAAGACAAGAAGAAGAAUUNAGAAAAAAAUCAAAUCACAAAUCGAAGCAAAGUCGAAAAAUGAUCCAAGUUUCUGGGAUGAUUUCAAUGAAAAUCCAGAAAAAUAUUAUAAACAACCAACCGGUGUGGUAA